This is a messenger RNA of Dimorphilus gyrociliatus, 696 nucleotides long. The record is from the annotation of a GenBank genome assembly. Lineage: Eukaryota; Metazoa; Annelida; Polychaeta; Dinophilidae.
AGAUACGAAAGUAACUUUAUAGCGGAAGUGUCUAAUUCAGCUUCCGGAUUUUGUUAGAAACGGUAAAAUGGUAAGUUUUCCUGUUUUCUAUUUGAGUAAGUGGGACAUUUCCCAUAUAGUUUUGAAUUUAACUUUUAUAAUAAGUAUAAGAUAUAUUUUUCCUAAUAUAACUAAAAAAAUCUGCUGGAUAGGGAGAAAAAACCAAGUAAUUUUGAAGCGCAAAAAAAUUACAAUGAAUUGUAAAAUUUCGUUGAAAAUGCCGGAUUUUUUUCUGUACAUUUUUAGUCAUUAGGUUUCUAUAAAAUGUCUUUUAUUGGUAACUUGUCAUUUAAAUUUUAACAGGAUGUAUUUUUCGUGAUCCGCCGUCAUAAAAUGAGCAUCUUUGUCGAUGCUAAAGAGAAUGAUAGAGUGAGUGACCUAAAGAAUAUGAUAUCGGGUAUUACUGGAAAGUCAGCUGAACACAUGAAACUCUUUGACUUAACGAAAGACGCCCAAAAAACCGAACUAGAAGAUGGCAAAACGUUAUCUGAUAGUGGACUCACUGCAACAGUUGCCAAGGCUCAGCAGCCUGCAAAAUUAGGUGUAGUUUAUAUGAAAGAAAACGGAGAUUUUGAAGAAGUUGCAGUUGAAUCUUAUUCGGAACCGCCUGAGCUACCUGAUGUAAUGAAACACACGAAUGAAAACAAAGGAGAAUAA